CUGGCUUAGUAUGUGCGGCUCCCCUUGACGGCCUCGAUAAGCCCCAUCCUUAUCGGCGGGUUUUUCCGAGUUAAGCAACUCGAGUGAGGUCAUGUCCGCUUCCCUGCCAAACCUCGAACCUCUUUCACUACAAACCUCGAAGCGAAAACCUACUCCUGUGAGUGACCGCAGUGCUGGCCUCUGCUGGUGAUUGCACUCGGUCUCUCUCCUAUUUCGCUUCUUCAAAUGUCGUGAGGCCUGCGUGCAUCUUGCGACGGGACCCGCGCCCCUCGUUCUUUCUGGUCACCUGCACUCUCUCGUUCUUGAUGAGCCUCAGCCUCGACGACCAUCUUUCAUUCGUCGACCCUUUAUACUUUCCUCUUCGUCCUACCUUGAUCAUUGCGACUAUCCUCCACCCCUCCCCUUAUUAAAAUUCCUCUCUGCCGCGCCAUCAUGGAGCCACACGCGGCGAUGCUUCUAAACCCCAAAGGUUAUAAAAAGCAGAGUCAAGGCAAUGGCAUCGGACAGUCAACACCCACUCGAGUUGCCCAUGGAACUGCCCCCCAGAUUUCGCCUAUAGCACCCCCAGGCACGGUCCCCAUAAUGCGCUUUCAAGCAAACCAGCCCGUGAAUGAGGACGUCACUGUCCAAUUCACCAACACCCGCGACGGUGACGAGAGUGACACUAAGCGCAACUACCAUGAGAUCAGUGACAACGACGAUACCAGGCCUCGGUCACGCAAUCUCAUCGAAAAUGUCUAUGAUGUUGAGCAGCGCAGACACUCGUAUCAGCCGGCGAAGAAAGUGAAAUUGGAUGGUACAGUCACCCCAGGCAGCAUGACGAACCAGCCCGUGACUGCUGGGGAUAACGGCCUUGGACAGUGGAUGAAGGAGGGCGAAUCCAAGGCAACUUCGACCUCAACAUCAACCCCGUCCAAUUCUGAUGUGGUGGAUUUGACUGCAGAUCUUCCCAAGGCCGCUGAAGAGGACGAUGUGCAGGUCACUGGAUCGAACGAUCUCAGCAAUCAGCGGGUAUGUUAUGGAAAGGUGGAAAAUGCGAUGGUCAACGCAUAUCUCGUGCCCAAGCCCCGCGCAAAUGCUUUACUCGGACUGGAAUCACUACAAUGGUCUUCAAUGAAGCUGGAUUUGGUACGAGAGACACGCAAAGGUGAUCAUCGCAUCGACGUCAAAGACCCCUUUGGCAAGUUGUUCGCAACUCUCGACGCAAAGACUGCUAUAGCGCUGUGCCCUUUGCUUGACACACCGGCCUUGGGUAUUGACGUUACUGCCCGGUUGGAUAUGCGUAAGAAGGUUGCCGGCGAGGAAGUCUGGCAGCCAACUCAUGGACUAUACAGAGCAUCAAUCACCAUCUACGGUCCACGAAAGCAUGUGGAGAUGAUUGGAAAGUUCCUGGGCCAACGGAACGUCUGGCUGGGUACCCCAGUAUUUGUGGAGAACGGGGUCCCCGUCUUCAACCCGCAUGCCGAGCAAAGGCGAGCAAUGGUCGCCGCAGCCGCGGUGAAUAAUGGCAACCGCCCAGUGUCCAACAUCCGUUACGAAGUCCGGACGACAGAGGAGGUGGCAGAUUCCGUAAUGAAGAUGUUUGACAAACUUGUCAGCAUGAACAUACCUAAGCUGGAACCGCCAGCUACAGUUAUCACACCUCUUCUGGACCACCAGAAGCAAGCACUUUGGUUCAUGAAGGAGAAGGAAGCUCCGCGUAAGUAUGGCGACAAGGAAGAGGACCAUAACUCUUUAUGGCGCAAGGUUCUUCAAAAUGGCCGCACCAAGUACCGGGACAUCAUCAGCGGAGUCAUUUGUGACGAAGAGCCGGAUCAGACUUACGGUGGGCUUUUGGCCGAUGUGAUGGGCCUGGGAAAGACUUUGAGCAUACUUUCAUUGGUGUUGUCUACGCUUGAAGAGGCCACCGAUUGGUCUCGGAAGAUGCCUGAUCGCCAACUCGUUCGGAGCAUUCCAGGUGUCCGCAACACUCGGACUACGCUUCUGGUUGUGCCGCUGUCUACCAUUGCGAAUUGGGUCUCACAAAUUAACGAGCACGUAAAACCGGGCUCGUUGAAGUACUACAUUUUUCAUGGUGCUUCACGGAAGACCGACCUUGAGGAGCUCUCUCAAUUGGAUCUGUUGAUCACUACUUAUCCGACCAUUCACAGUGAGAUCCUCGGCAGAGGUUCCAAGCGUGGCAGUCCUUUGGCCAAAAUGAAUAUGUUCCGAAUCGUUCUGGAUGAGGCACACAAUAUUCGGGAGCUGGGAAAUCAACAGACGAAGGCAAUCAUGAGCCUCAAUUCGCAGCGUCGUUGGUCCGUCACAGGCACGCCAAUUCAAAAUCGCCUCGAAGAUCUACUCUCAGUCACCAAGUUCCUGCGACUGUUUCCCUACGAUGAUCGGGCCAGAUUUUCGCAGCAUGUCAUCAGCCCCAUGAAAACCGGAAAUGCUAAUGCGCUUGCGAGUCUGAGAGUCUUGAUUGACUCUUUCACUUUACGUCGUGUCAAGAAGAUGCUUGACUUGCCGGAGCGGACGGAGAAGAUUGUCACCUUGGAGUUCAACGAGAAGGAAGCACAGCUGCACGAGUUCUUCCGGAAUGAAUCUAAUGCUAUGAUGGGAGUCAUUGCUAAGGAGAGCAAGAAGACCAUUAGCGGCCGCAUGUACCACGUUGUACUGAAGGCGAUGAUGAUUCUACGCCAAGUCAGUGCUCAUGGCAAGGAGCUUCUGGACGUUGAAGAUCGGGAGAGAACCAAGGGAUUGAGCGUGCAGGAUGCCAUCGACCUGGAAGACAGUGAACCAGACGAUACCCAAGACGCGUUUGACAAAAAGGCUCUCCGUCAUGUUGAUCUCAUGGUCCAGUCCGGAGACACCUGCAAGAUCUGUGAUAAGCUUAUUGAGGCGCCGAUGACGGAGACUGGGGCUCAAGACAAGAAUGCACCGAUGGCUAUUUAUCUGCCCUGCCUCUGUGUUCUUUGCCCGGAUUGUUUCUCAUCCUGGAAAGCCGUGUUCGACUCGAAGCCGGACACGGAAAUCCAGUGCCAAGUCUGUAGUGGCUGGACCCGACUUCAGUACUCCACAGUUACUGCUGCUGGUCUUGACAGAUUGCAGAUCCAGCAAAAGGAAUCACGCAAGAACGGUAAGAUUCUGGGCGAGUAUGAGGGUCCGCAUACGAAGACUCUCGCUCUUAUCCAGAAUCUGCAGUCAAUCGCCGCGGAAAGCAAGACGCUGGUUGGUGAGCCACCCAUCAAAGCCGUGGUCUUCUCCUUGUGGACCUCGCAUCUGGACCUGAUCGAAAUUGCGCUGAAGCAGAAUGGCCUGGACUGUUUUACUCGACUUGACGGCACCAUGAGCUUGAAGGCUCGCAGCAAGGCACUCGAUGUAUUUGCCAAGGAUAACUCUGUCACUAUCCUCCUGGCUACCAUUGGUGCCGGAGGUGUUGGCCUGAAUUUGACGUCCGCAUCGCGCGUCUUCGUCAUGGAGCCGCAUUAUAACCCCGCGGCAGUUGCCCAGGCCGUUGAUCGUGUGCACCGCCUAGGUCAGCAUCGGGAGGUCGUAAUUAUGCAAUUUAUCAUGAAGAACAGCAUCGAGGAAAAGAUCCUUGAGCUCGCACGAAAGAAGCAACAGCUCGCUGAUAUGAGCAUGAACCGCGGCAAACUCGACAAAGGCGAAGCCCAAGAGCAGCGCAUGCGUGAAUACCGCAGCCUGUUCAAGUGAGGAUGACAUUUGUUCACGACAUCAUCGACCGUUUCAAGGUCUCCACAAUCUGGAGCCUGUGCAAGGCAUAGCCUUGACUUUGCUUGCUUUGAUUUUAUUCCAGCUAUCUAGGGGGCGGGCUACGUUUUUCGUUUUCUGGUUUCAAUUGAUACCCGGGGAAAGGAUAUCCGGAUUGAUAUUCUUAUUGGCGCUGGAUUCGUUGCAUUUUUCUUUUCUUUUCUUUUCUGCUUUCUCACAGAUGGUAUAUUCGUCUCCUCUUUUUGUUUCGCGGGCUACUGGUUCACUCAUGCGUGCGCUCUUCAAAUAGAGUGACACGCCAUUCGAUAACUAGAUCGGUCUUAUUUAGAAUGGAUGCUUCGAUGCAACACCACCUCCUUUCAUAGUGACCAUGUCAUGACUUCCUUGACAGCAGCGCUGGAUCUAACGCAAUGGAUGAAAGUAUGAGACACGCAAGACACCAAGCUGACACCCGCCGCAUUCGAGGCUGAAUCUGCUAUAUGAGCUGCAUGGGUUUCAGUUCAUCCAGCCCAGGCAGAUAUUGUAGCACGUU
This is a messenger RNA of Penicillium brasilianum, 4246 nucleotides long. NCBI's taxonomy places the organism in Eukaryota, Fungi, Ascomycota, Eurotiomycetes, Eurotiales, Aspergillaceae. The record is from the annotation of a GenBank genome assembly.